GGAGCAGGGCCGGUCGGGUGGGCGCUGCUCGGCCCAGCGCGGCCUUGCCGAGCCGUGGUGCCAGCACAGGAGGGAAACUGCAGGGAGGUGAUCUCAUCGCGUGUGGCUCAUUCGGUAACUGUGCUCUGUGUAGAGAACGGGGCCGCACGCAGCGUCCUGCUUUCGCCCUGCUCUGUGUUUAGCUUUAACGCAGCGCCCGCGGUUCUGAAGCUGAGGGCCUCGUUGUGUGGUGUCACAUUGAGAACAGCGCACGAGAGAACUUUCUCAUCGUGUCAGCCCAUCCUUCUGUCCCCAGGAUGUCUUCAGGCGCGCUCUUUCCGAGUCUGGUGCCAGGCUCCCGUGGCUCUUCGAGUAAAUACCUGGUGGAAUUCCGGGCAGGAAAGAUGUCCCUGAAGGGCAGCACUGUGACCCCAGACAAGAGGAAAGGCCUUGUUUACAUCCAGCAGACCGAUGAUUCCCUCAUCCAUUUCUGCUGGAAGGACAGGACCUCGGGCAAUGUUGAAGAUGAUUUGAUUAUUUUUCCUGAUGAUUGUGAAUUCAAAAGGGUUCCUCAGUGUACUACUGGCCGUGUGUAUGUAUUGAAGUUCAAGGCAGGAUCAAAACGACUCUUCUUCUGGAUGCAGGAGCCGAAGACAGACAAGGAUGAAGAACAUUGCCGUAAAGUGAAUGAGUAUCUCAACAACCCCCCAAUGCCUGGUGCUUUGGGUGGAAAUGCGAGCGGAGGCCACGAGCUCUCAGCAUUAGGAGGUGAGGGUGGCUUGCAAAGCCUUCUUGGAAACAUGAGCCAUAACCAGCUCAUGCAGCUGAUCGGACCAACGGGCUUAGGAGGACUUGGUAAAAUGCUUUAAUAUCUUUAUGCCAAAGUGGUAUUUUCUCCUGCCAGGUUAAAUCUUACCUGACAAUAUUUCCAAGUAGUGCUGUUGAUUUGAAUAGCACUUCUGUCACGUGAGAAAGCAAGGCUCUGCCUCAGAGAUGAGUUAUGGGGCCCAAAAAAAAAA
Meleagris gallopavo (turkey) is the source of this 998-nucleotide messenger RNA. NCBI's taxonomy places the organism in Eukaryota, Metazoa, Chordata, Aves, Galliformes, Phasianidae. The record is from RefSeq and is a predicted model, not a curated record.